UAAUAUCAUCCCUGUUUUACGGAUGGGGAUCUGAGACACCAAGAGGUUAAAUGUCCUGCCUGAGGUCCCACAUGAAGUCUUUGCGAGAGCUGAGAUCUGAACACACAUCUCCUGAGCCCCAAUCCAGUGCUUUAACCACAAGACUGUCCCUCCUUCCUUAGCACUCAUUACCUUUUCAAUUUGGCAAUGUCUUCCCCUGAAAUCGCUUCCCUUUCAUGGGGUCAGAUGAUGGUGAAAGGUUGUUCUACAACUUAUAAGGACUGCAAAGUGUGGCCAGGAGGGAGCCGAACCUGGGAUUGGAGAGAAACAGGGACAAAUCAUUCUCCAGGUGUGCAGCCAGCUGAUCUUGAAGAAGUUGUCAAGAAGGGAGUUAAAACCUUAGUGAUCGGUCGUGGCAUGAGCGAGGCCUUGCAGGUACCAGCAUCUACUGUGGACUAUCUCAAGAAAAAUGGGAUUGAUGUGCUAGUCCUGCAAACAGAGAAGGCUGUGAAGGAGUACAAUACACUGGUUGCUCAAGGUGUCAAAGUGGGAGGCAUCUUCCAUUCAACAUGCUAAUGAAUUAAACAAUACAACCCUCUUUCCCUCUUAGCCAAAAAGUCUUGUGCCUUUUGACUGAAUAAAUGAUAAUAGUCAGUAUUGGGGCUUUAUAGUUCAUAUUUCCCACUGUACCAAAGCUUGGAUGAAGACCUAAAACAGAGAGGAGAAAUACAGUAGUAUGGAAUUUAAAUGAAUCUAAUUGCUCACAAAUGUUCUUCCACAGUGCUGGAUAUGGUAGACUAUUUAAUCAUGAUUCCCUACACUUGUGAUUUUGACCUAAUCCUCUAGAUCUGAAGGUGUAAUUCAUCUUCUGACCAUUAAUGUUUGGCCUAGCUGCUGAAGUAAAAUAUUCACUUUUAAAACCUGUUAGGAAAUGAUCUGAGACUUCACUUCUUUUCAGAUUUGCAAUAGCUAUUGGAUGAUCACAUUUGGCCACUACCAUCAUGUGUAUGAAAUGGUGUAUAAAAAUGGUGAUAAUCUCUGCCUCCCAUUGCUAAUCCCUUGAGCUGUCCAAACUCUUAGCAGUGCAUGCAGAGUGAAAUGAUGGUGUAUUUGCUUCUUUGGGAUGAAUACUCUUUUCAUAACUUAUGAUUUGUAAACUUUACAUUACAUGAAAACAAGUCACUGGAGCUAAAGAAAAGAUAGCCUUAGUAGUGAGAAAGUGAGCCCUCUAUAGCAAUAUGUAGUAGUACACCUCAAUAAGGGGGGGAAAAAACCCCGAACAUAUGGCAUAAGCAGUGGGAUUACUUCAAACCCUGGCUUUAUAGUUAAUGAAAGUGAAAGCUAGUGUGCAGCAUAUUAGACUGGCCGAUCCUUGCUAACGAGCUGGGGAAUGGCGGUUGGAAUUUUUAGAUUAGGUGCUGACGAUCAGCUGGACAUUAAACACACAUGUAGAUUUUUAAUAAAAGCUGCAGAUUUUAAACCUGA
Molecule: messenger RNA, 1464 nt
Organism: Chrysemys picta bellii (western painted turtle)
Lineage: Eukaryota; Metazoa; Chordata; Testudines; Emydidae
Source: RefSeq, a predicted model, not a curated record